Molecule: messenger RNA, 1666 nt
Organism: Paralichthys olivaceus (Japanese flounder)
Lineage: Eukaryota; Metazoa; Chordata; Actinopteri; Pleuronectiformes; Paralichthyidae
Source: RefSeq, a predicted model, not a curated record
GAGAGAGAGACAGACAGACAGAGAGAGAGAGAGAGAGAGAGACAACCAGGCUGCACGCGUUCAGACCCUAAUCCCCCGCACAUCAGACACCGAUGUUUCCCUGUCUUUAUUCCUUCCCUGCGCUGUAUCUUUGCCCGUGACUGCAUGGGCAUCAUAGCGAUCUCUGAUGCACACACACACACACACACACACACACACACACACGUGUUAGCCUGUGGAUACGCACAUGAAAGGAGAUGAUGUUAGAACAAUUCUAACGUUCAGACCCCACUGAGGGAAAUAAGGUGUGGAGACCGAUCGCCUCACGCAGAGCGGAGCGGACCCAGGAGAGGAUUUUUUUUAAUUUGCCCUGCAAAGUUGUGCGAAAUCUGGGAACUUGAAUCGUGACAGUAUGGAGGACUUUGGUGCGUUAUCUGGCGCAUUCGGCGUACGUCGCCAUAUCAGGAUAUUGUGCUGCUGGAAGGGUGUCUUUCUUCUCAGCGUCUUCUUUCACAUGUACCCGAGCUCCUUGCUGGACUGUCCGCCCACUUGUACCUGCUCGCCCACAGAGAUCUACUGCAAUAAGUCUGACAUCAGUAAAUUCUUCCCGCUGUUGUCAUUCCAAGGCACCGGCAGCGCCGGGAACAUUACCGCGGGCAUCGAGGAUCUUUUCCAGAACAUUACCUCAAUAUACAUUGAGUCCUGGACGGGUCUACAAACCUUGAGGGAUGUGGAUAUGGAGCUCUACACCGGCUUAGAGAGACUCACAAUUACAAGGAGCAACCUGCAUACAAUCCAUACUCGUGUUUUCUCCAAGAACCCCCACUUGCGUUACAUAAACCUGUCCAAGAACCCCAUGUUGACCACAUUAUCCUGGCAGAUCUUUGAACCUGUGCAGCUCUUCGAACUUCAUUUAGAGGACGUGGUGUUCACCUGCGGCUGUGGGAUCCGCUGGCUGCAACUAUGGCAACAGAGAGGAGAGGCGGGUCUAAGCAGCCAACAGUUAUAUUGUGCUGAUGGCUACAGGAAGAUAAUGUUGAAUGAUAUGAACAUUAGCAGUUGUGAUUUGCCAGAUAUCAGCGUCAGCCACAGCAACCUCACAGUUAUCGAGGGUGAUCAUGUAACUGCAAUCUGCAAUGGCUCUGGAUCCCCAUUACCUGAGGUGGACUGGCCUGUCAACGGCUUACACUCCAUCAAUGCACAAGGGGCUAAAGUCUUCGACAACACCAUUCAUUCCAUCAACAUAACUUUGUUCAAUGUAAGCAGAGACGACAACAACUUCCUGCUAACUUGCACUGCCACCAACAUAGUGGGCAUGACCAAUGCUUCUGUCCAACUAACAGUUCAUUUUCCUCCCUCCAUUGUGAAGCUGAAAGAGCCAGAACGGCGCCAUGAUACUUGCAUAGAAUUCACGGUUCGGGGUUCACCCCACCCAACCUUACGAUGGUUCUACAAAGAAAAGGAAAUUUCCCACACUGAGUAUGUGCGCCCUGAUAUGGAUAUUUACCAGGACUAUAUAGAGGGCUGUCUAACCUUUAAGAACCCAACACACCACAACAACGGAAACUACACUUUGGAAGCCAGCAAUUACCUGGGGGUAGCCACCUUUACUGUGUAUGGGCAUUUCCUUGACAAGCCCUUUGACGGUAUAGACACAGACUAUGAUUAUGGAUUGUCAAGGAGUUAA